Molecule: messenger RNA, 3878 nt
Organism: Anopheles moucheti
Lineage: Eukaryota; Metazoa; Arthropoda; Insecta; Diptera; Culicidae
Exons: 4
Coding region: 8-2686 (892 amino acids)
Biological process (GO): transmembrane transport; monocarboxylic acid transport
Molecular function (GO): monocarboxylic acid transmembrane transporter activity
Source: RefSeq, a predicted model, not a curated record
CUCGAAAAUGGUGCUCGAAAUUCGCGUAACCGAUCCGUCGGAAAAAUCGAUCACACCGGAACGGGUGAAAUCGUUGACGGAAGAGCAGGAGGAUCGUAGAAAUAACAACAACCGUCACUCGCCCGGCCGUACACCGAUGCGGAUAGGGCGUGAUGAGCUUGAAGCGAUCAAGACCAAUCUGCUAAACACCAAUGAGGUUACAUUCAGUACCGUGCUGGAUACGGAUCUUGGUCCGCCGGGAUCGCCUGGUGGCGGAAACUAUGGCAAAAACUUGAGCAUGGCUCAGCUGAAGGUGCCCGGUGUUGGUGCUGCUGCUGGUGAUGCCGGUGCUGGUGAUCGUACACGCCGAACGCGGUUGAUUUCGGAACUCUCGGAAGCGGAUUCGAUACUAUCGUCGUACCAUGAGCCGGAGAAGAAGAAACCACCCAAAAUUCCCGACGGUGGAUACGGAUGGGUGAUCGUGUUCUCAUCCUUCAUGGUCUCACUCAUCAUGGAUGGGGUGUCGUUCUCGUUCGGUUUGAUCUACACGGAGCUGCUGAGCUACUUCGGAGAGUCCAAAUCCAAGACGGCCUGGAUUGGGUCGCUGUUCAUCGCUGUACCGCUGCUGUCUGGGCCGAUAAUGUCCAACCUGGUGGAUCGUUACGGUUGUCGCAAGAUGACUAUGCUCGGUGGGUUCAUCGGUGGAAUGGGGUUCGUGUUGGCUUCGUUCUGCCAGUCAGUUGAGCAGCUUUAUUUCACCUUCGGUAUACUGUCCGGUGUUGGUCUGGGGUUCGGGUACGUGACCGUAGUCGUCUCUGUAGCGUUCUGGUUCGAUAAGCGUCGCACAUUUGCGACGGGAAUCGGUGCAUCCGGUACCGGGAUUGGCACGUUUGUGUACGCUCCACUCUGCCAGUGGCUGAUCAAAAACUUUGGAUGGCGUGGGGCGACACUUAUCCUUGCCGGUACACUCUUCAACAUGAUCGCCAUGGGUGCACUGAUGCGUGACCCCGAGUGGAUGAUCGAGGAAAGCAAGCUGGAAAGUCGAGCCCAGAGCAUCCAGACGUUCUCGAACUCGAGUGUUUAUCUGGACGAGAUCAAAAAGCUCAUCGAGACGGGCAUUCCGAAGGAACACGUGCUGGAUACGCUCGUUACGAACGUGAACACGGAAGCGAACCAGGUCAUACCGCCGGAAGAUCCGGCUAUUAACAAAAAGUACCAGAGCCUGGUCGCACUGCCUACGUUCUUUAGCGAGCAGGAACAACACGGCAGUGGCGCACGUGCCAAUGGUACCAUCCUGCACGCGAGCAAUCGUUCCCUGCGGCACAACGUUCUGACGAAGGAAACAUUCAAGCGCAGUGGUCGAUUGGCUCAAGCAAAGGCACGUCUGGCCAGCACGGAGACGCUUAACUCGUACGAGAAGCUUUCCGACGAGGAGAACGAUGAAGCGCAUCACCAGGAACAUCCGGAUGGCAUUAGUCUUGGAAUUCGUGCUUCACUGAAAACGCUUAGCGUAGCGUCACUGGAAGAUGGUUAUCUGAGCGUAAAACGGCAGCAAGAGUUACACGAAAAGGUGGGCGGAAGUACGUGGUCUUUGGAUGAGGUCGCACUUGCCGGAUCGCUUGUCGUUCCCGCACCGCACGGCGAUGCUGCGCUCGGUGGUGAUGGUAGCCGUGCGGAGAAAUGUCGCAGCUUCCGAGGCAACUCGCUCGACGUGGUGUACGAGAACGAGAUCUUCAAUCCAAACGUGGACACUAACGUAACGCUGGUUGUGCCGAAGCAGACAAAGCUGCUGCAUCAACGCGGGGUUGCGCCACGUGGCGGAGGACUCAAGAAGCAACAUUCGCUAGGCCGUCAGCAUUCGAUGCGUUACUCAAACUUUUACAAAGACAUGCGGCUGCAUCGGAACUCGAUUCACUAUCGCGGUGCGUUGCUUAACACACAUCGUUACCGACUGAAGGCGUCCUCAUGUCCAAACAUCUAUCGCAAUUCGAUGACCACGAUCGCCAAGGAGCAGGAUGAGCCAUGGUACGGUAGCUUCAUCGAUACGCUCAAAUCAAUAUUCGAUUUUUCGCUCUUUUUCGAGUUUCGGUUCGGUAUGCUUGCCAUCUCCACACUGCUGCUGUUCGUUUGGUACAUCAUUCCCUAUUUCUACAUCCCUGAGUAUGUGCUGCACUACAACUACAGUGAACAGGAUGGAGCGAAUCUUAUCUCUGUGAUCGGUAUCACCAACACGAUCGGGAUGGUUGGUCUUGGAUGGCUCGGUGAUCAACCUUGGGUGGAUGUGUCCAAGACGUACGCUGUGUGUCUGGCAUUAUGCGGUGCGUCAAUUUUUGUCAUACCUUGGGUUAUCUCGAGCUACGCGGCCAUGGUGGUCCUGUGUAUCAUCUUUGGCUUUACCUUCGCCAGCACGUUCUCGUUCACGCCCAUCAUCAUGGUGCGGUUGGUGAGCUUGGAUGAUUUUACCGUCGCGUACGGACUGGUGCUGUUGGUGCAGGGCAUUGGCAGUCUGAUCGGACCACCGAUCGCUGGUUUCCUGUACGACGUGACCAAUCGCUGGGACGAUUCAUUCUACGCGGCCGGGUUCUUCAUCUUCCUCUCGGGGGUUUGUGCUUGGGCGAUCGGUUCACUGGAACCAUCACCCGACAGUGAGAAGGACGACGACGGAGAGAAGGAAAGCGAUGCUCUCAGCUCAACAGUCACGGCGUGAGCCGAUGUGUGUGUUUGCCAGGAUGCUGGCACAACCGUGGUGCCUUUUGUACUUAUUCAAAUGCGUGUGUUCGUUCUGGCAAAAGCAAAGCAAACAAGCAAAACAUAGUAAGAUUUUCGUUUCAUAUCACGUGUUCACGCCUUACAGUAGGAUAUUUCCAUUUCAUCCUUUCAAAUUAGCCCUCGGAACUAGUGAACAGACUACCUCGAAACAAGUAAUUUGCGAUCAGCGGUGUAGUUACUCGGUCGAGUUAGGUAAUCUUUUCGUUUCACGGUUGAACGAUGUUAAUGUGGCGAAUUUUAGAAUGUUUGUCAUGUCUAGCUUUUACACAAACCAACUAAAUAACAAACGAUGCUACACCUUCUCCAUAUACAUAUAUAAGCUCCAUAGAUCAACGAACGUCAAUCGAAUGCCUUACAGUAAAUUAUGCCUAGUAAGAGUAGUUAAAAAUCACAGUUCAAAAAGUGAAACUUAAGACAUCCUCGUGGUCUAAUAUUUGAGAGAGAAAGAGAAAAACUACGAAAAUAGAUAUAAUCUAUUAGCACAGUUCGAACGCAAACUAGCUAACAACUGUGACUAGGCAGUGCAGAUGCAAAAGAUAGCUUAAUAGUGCACUUUACGCGUAUCAGCGCUUUAGUUAGGAAGUUGUUCUCCCGUUUGGCGAGUAUUGGCAAAGUUGUGUCGUAUGAGGCGGUGCCGUGACCAAUAUCCUCACUUUGUUUAAUAGCCACAUUAAGCUAGCAUAGAAUUGUUCACAAAACAUCCAUUUCUCUCCCACAAGACUGGGACCAUAAUUAUGUAUCAUUGAAAGUGGAAGUUUCGAAAUCAACUCUAGCUACACGAUGGCUCUAGGUGAAUGAUGGUAUGCACGUAUGUACUAUUAGGCUUUCCCCGUAAGUUACUAUAAGUAGAAACACUUAAAAACAAACAGGGCUCUUGUGAUUGUAUUGUGUACUUGUAGAACAAUUUUUUACCGUUUCUGUUUUUCUCUCUCUAUAUAUACACUUGUUUUAAUGUUUAUUUUUUGUAAAUUAGAAAAUAUUUAGAAAAAAAAAUCAUGCAAAUAGAACGAAUUAAGAAAAAGGCGUGUGUGAUAGCAUAGAAUGGCACGAUCUUUGGUUUUCUUUUAAUCCGUACUUACUAGUAAGUUGUCUUUUAUAUACAGACAGAAUAAAACUGCCCAAUCGAUUCA